AUGGCAGCGCGCGAGUCCGGCGGCCCCGGUCCCCGUGGGGAGGCCGCCCGCCCCGAGGGCCGAGCGGGCUCCGAGGCCCCGAGAGUGAGGCGCCGGCUCGGGGCGCCGCCGCCGCCGCCGCCGCUCCCCCCCCACACACCUGGUUCAUCUCUGAAGAGAUGGGAAAACUCAUCUCCGGGCGGCGACGGGGAGCAGGCGGAAGCGAGCUGGAGCGGCCCAACGGAAAGCGCCUCGAGGCCGCGGGCGGGGUGGCGGCGGGGCGGGAGGGCGAUCAGAUGCCAGCCGCGGCGGCUGCGAGGUCGGGGGUCUCCGCCGGGGUCCGCAGGGGCACCUGGCCGCACAGCAGCGCCGAAGUUCGGAGCGAGUGAGACGGAGUCAGCGACCGACCUCCGCGCGCUCCCCGAAGCCUCUGCCUCCGCCGCGCCACCGCACCCCCAAACGUCACCACGUGCGCCUCCGUCGCCCACGUCUCCCGGACGCCGGCGGCCCCACAGCGCCAGCGAAUGGCCCGCGAGCGCGGAAAGAAAGGCCCCGCCCCCGUCCCCAUCCCCCCCGCCUCCGCCCCCCGCCGCUCCGCGGGCUCUGCUAGGUCAGCGCAAGGUGAUCCUCUGCGCGGGGGCUGCAAGUCCAGACGGUGGCGACUGGUUCCCUCUAGCCGCCUCCCGGGGAGAAACUGCAGCUCGGGAGGUCACACGUAGGCGAUUAGAUUCCGGGCGUCCAGCUGACCUCUGGGCAGCCGCCCCAGACCCGAGCGGACUGCCCACGUGGAUCUUGAGAGCGAGGUCACUCCAGAUUUAAGUCUCUGCCCAAUUACUGUGCCAUUCAGAUGUUCAGUAACAUGGAACAUGUUGAGAAAUCAUUUCCUUCCCUCUGCUCUGGGCCACAUACUUUGGGAAACUCAGUGGGGGUCACAGGAGGACUGCAGCAGCACCUAGGACUCUAGAGGAGGAGGUGAGAGUGAUCCGCAUGAUGGUGGAGGAGGACUGAAGUUGGUGGUGGAAAGGGGGUGCUAACACCUAUCUUAGGAGUUAAGAAUUGUACUCACAUGGCAACAAGUGCCUUCUAAAUUAUUA
Molecule: messenger RNA, 1073 nt
Organism: Erinaceus europaeus (western European hedgehog)
Lineage: Eukaryota; Metazoa; Chordata; Mammalia; Eulipotyphla; Erinaceidae
Product: collagen alpha-1(I) chain-like
Exons: 4
Coding region: 1-798 (265 amino acids)
Source: RefSeq, a predicted model, not a curated record